UCCGAGUCAGUUCCACCCCAGACUUCGGCGCGGUCGGGCGCGUCACGUCACUCGUCAUCGAGCAGCGAGCACGAUCUUGUCCAAUUAGUGCUUACGCGGAAUAAGAGUUGAGUGGCCGGAUAAACGUGUGCGCUGUUUCGGCUCGUUGAUGUAAUAAAAGUAACACGAUUAUGUGCGAUUCGAGUGAUAAAUAUUAAAAACAAAACUAUGCAUAAGUUAAAGUGAAGUUCAGUGAAAGGGAAACAAUGUGUCUGAUUUGGCUCACGAGCGCUAUAUUGGCGCUUGGCGCUAUUUUGCCCGCUUGGAGUGCUUCUUUGUCGGCAACGACGGGAGCGCGAUACCAAGCUCCCGACGAGUGCCGCUGGACUACCGACGACGAGGACUCCGGAGUUGCGCUACAAUGUCGAUUGCGCACGAUAAACAGCGAAUUAGAAAACACAAACUUCAGUGCCAUUCAACCGCAUCUCACUGUGCGCCUGCGUCUCGAAUGCAGCGAUGCGCUUUUCUUUCAAAGCUCUCUCUCACCCGGAAGCUUUCGUCAGCUAAUUGAGUUGCGGGAACUGACAAUCGAAUACUGCAAAAUUGGAAAUCUUUCUGAUGGAGCGUUUACGGGUCUCCGUGAACUUAGAAAUUUGACAAUAAGAACUCACAACACAGAUUGGUCCACAAUGUCACUCGAGGUCACGCCCACUGCGUUUUCCCGAGAUGUACAGAACCUAGAACGAUUAGACCUCAGUGAAAAUAAUAUGUUGACAUUUCCAGAGGGAGCCCUUUGCUCGUUACGGAACCUCGAAUAUUUGAAUGUCACUGGUAACAGAAUGAGAGACAUCAGUCAUUUUCAAUUUUCAACAGCCCACCGCCAUCCGACUGAAAAAUGUGGAGACAAUUUAUUAGUCUUAGACUUGUCUAGGAAUGUUAUUGAUACGUUGCCACCAGGUCUGCUCUCGGGAUUAAGAAGACUACAGAAAUUGUAUUUGCAAGGAAAUGGCCUCAAUUCGGUCGCAGAUAGAGCCUUGGAAGGACUUAUAUCGUUAACUACAAUUAGAUUUUCAGACAAUCAGCUUACUAGUUUGCCACCUGAGCUAUUUAGUGAUACGAAAGAAUUAAAAGAAAUAUACUUGAACAACAAUACAAUCACUGUACUGGCUCCUGGCUUAUUUAGCGAUCUUUUACAACUGCUCGUUUUGGAUUUAUCAUAUAACGAAUUAACCUCAGAUUGGAUUAACACUUCUACAUUUUCCGGAUUAAAACGUCUAGUAUUUUUGGACUUUUCUCACAACAGAGUUUCAAAAAUGGAAAUAGCACUAUUUAGAGAUUUACAUAAUCUACAAAUACUGAAAAUGCAAGAUAAUUUCAUUGAACAUAUCUCCGAAAACGUAUUUACAUCGCUUGGAAAUUUACAUACAUUAAUAUUAUCGAAUAAUAGACUUACAAACAUUGAAAGUUUCUCAUUCAUGGGCCUGCCUGGUUUAUCUGUAUUAUCAAUAGAUAGCAACCGAAUAUCUAAAAUACACCCGAAUGCCUUGCGCAACUGCACAUCUUUACAAGAUUUACAUAUAAAUGGAAAUCGAUUAGAUGAAGUUCCUAUAGCCUUAAAAGAAAUACCUCAAUUAAAAACCCUUGACCUCGGGGAAAAUUUAAUAGUAAGCAUCGAAAAUGCUUCAUUUAUGACAAUGCAACAGAUGUACGGAUUGAGAUUAACUGAAAAUAAUAUUGGAAAUAUCAGUAAGGGCGUCUUCGAUAAAAUGACAUCGCUGAAGAUUUUAAACCUCUCAAGAAAUAAAAUUCACAAAAUUGAAGCUGGCGCUUUUGAUGGGAAUGUUAACUUACAAGCAAUAAGAUUGGAUGGAAAUUACUUGACCGACAUUGGCGGACUUUUCGCCAAGUUACCUAAUUUGGUAUGGUUGAACAUUUCCGAUAAUCGCCUAGAAUGGUUCGAUUACGCUAUGAUUCCAACUGGAUUGCAGUGGUUGGACAUUCACGCUAACAGAAUUGCUGAACUUGGGAAUUACUUUGAAAUUGAAUCGCAGCUAUCGCUUAGUACUUUCGACGCCAGUUCUAAUAGGUUAACGGAGAUUACUGGAAGUGCAAUACCUAACUCCGUAGAGAUGUUGUACUUGAAUGAUAAUUUGAUAUCCAAAGUACAGUCGUACACAUUUUUCAAGAAACCUAACUUGACAAGGGUCGAUCUGUAUGGAAAUAAAAUUACAAGUUUAGACCCAAAUUCCCUUAGGAUAUCUGCCGUUCCGCAAGACAAAUCAGUGCCGGAAUUUUUCAUUGGAGGAAACCCAUUAGAAUGUGAUUGCACAAUGGAGUGGUUACAAAAAAUAAAUACUGGAAACAGAGCACGAACUCAGCCAAAGUUAAUGGACUUGGACAGCAUUUACUGUAAACUACUUUACAACCGUGGUAAUGCAUACGUGCCAUUAGUUGAAGCAGCCCCACACCAGUUUUUGUGUAAAUACGACUUCCACUGCUUUGCUCUUUGUCACUGUUGCGAUUUUGACGCAUGUGACUGUGAAAUGACGUGUCCAAAUAAUUGCACAUGCUACCACGACCAGUCAUGGUCUGCGAACGUUGUGGAAUGUUCUAAAGCUGGAUACGUUAAUACAUUACCUGAGAGAAUACCGAUGGAGGCCACGCAACUGUACUUGGAUGGGAAUGAAAUAAAAGUUUUACCAAGUCACGCAUUCAUUGGUAGAAAGAGAUUAAAGAUAUUAUAUCUAAAUUCAUCACAUAUAGAGACUAUUCACAAUAGAACAUUUAAUGGAUUGAAAGAGUUGGAAGUUCUGCAUCUAGAUUAUAAUAGUUUGACAGCGGUGGAAGGGCAAGAAUUCGACGGCUUAGAUAAUUUACGUGAAUUAUACAUCAAUAAUAAUAAAAUAAAAACAAUAGGAAAAGAAAUGUUUAACCAUAUGUCUCGCUUAAAAAUAUUACACCUCCAUAGCAACAGAUUGGUUACUUUAACGGUGUGGCAAAUCAAUCCUUCAAUUACUUCAAUCACACUGUCCGAUAACCCUUGGUCAUGCGACUGCGAAUACACAGAGAUGUUCCGGGAAUGGACGAAGCGUGUAAGCUCGAUAACCGAUGUAUCAAACAUACGAUGUGUGUAUUCAAAAACUAAUAGCACAGAUGUUAUCAUGUACAAUGCAAGUUUACACGACGAUACAAAUCCAGGUUUCAAAAUUAUCGAAGAAAAUGGUACUAUUUGCACGGGAUUACCAAGCAUAAACAACAGUAUAAAUGGCAAUUUGACUGCCACAAAAACUAUUAUGACUAACGAAGAAGUACAAGAUUACAUUCCACUGCUUUGUGCUGCUCUGGGAGCAGUCCUACUAAUAGUGAUUGUGAUAACUAUAGUUUUUAAAUAUAGACAACAAAUGAGAGUGUGGUUCCAUUCCAAGUUCGGUGUGCGACUGUUUUACAAAGCAAGUGACAUGGACCGCGAUGAUCGUGAAAAGCUAUACGAUGCUUUUGUGAGUUAUAGUUCCAAAGAUGAAGCUUGGGUGACAGAGAAGCUCGCGCCAGUGUUGGAGCGCGGAGACCCGCCUUACAAACUGUACUUACACUAUCGUGACUUCCCAGUGGGUGGUUAUGUGGCCGAUAAUAUUAUACAAGCGGUUGAAUCGUCGCGACGUACUAUAAUGGUGCUCAGUGAGAACUUUAUAAAAUCGGAAUGGUGUCGUUUCGAAUUUAAAUCAGCGCAUCAUCAAGUGUUAAGAGACAGACGAAAAAGACUAAUAGUGGUGAUACUCGGUGAAGUGCCCCAAAAGGAUCUCGAUCCUGAUAUAAGACUGUACUUAAAAACUAAUACACACUUCAAUUGGGAUGACAAAUUGUUUUGGGAGAAACUACGGUUCGCGUUACCCGAUGUCCACGACAAACAGAGGUGCCACGGCAUGCCGAGCCCGGGGGCCGGCGCUGUGCCCAUGCAUCGGCAUCAUCACCCGAGGAACCACCUGGGUGCGUUACCACCGCCGCCGGUGCACGGCGCGCAUCCCGUGCUGCCGCCUCAUCCCUCGCACGCCCAACAUCAAAUACCAACGCGAGGCUCCCCUCGUAAUCUCUCCGUCCAUGUGUAGUGAAGUUUACAGACUGUUGUGAUGUGAACUAACGUGCAGUGACUCGAUAAAGUGUUAAUGUGAUGGCUAGUCGGUUAUCGUAUGUAUUGUAAAUAUACCUUUUAUAAUAGUCAUAGAUUAAGUUUGUAAAUAGCUUGAUUACCGAUUACAAAAAGCAUUUGUCGUUCUAAGUUAGCAUCAAUCACAAACGUGGUCAAUGUAGGAUUAAUGAUUGCUAUUGUGUUUCGAUAAAACAUGUAUUAGGCCUAACAAGGCUGUGCUUGUUGGACAAACGUAGCCGACUAAUACGGUACUUAAAUAGUAGUUAAAAAGGGCGUUGUUGCCGAAAUCUGUGAUAAAUUAGCUGUAGAUAGUUAUUUUUCUUAUCAUUCAUGUAUAUUUUGUAAUUUAGUCAUGACAAAAGAAAAUAUUUAUUGUAAAAAUUCAAAAAUGGACUGUGUCAAAAAGUGAUAAAGAGAAUAAAAUAUGAUUUUAAAUGAAA
Bicyclus anynana (squinting bush brown) is the source of this 4563-nucleotide messenger RNA. It is a transcript of the gene Tollo, whose product is annotated as toll-like receptor Tollo. The record is from RefSeq and is a predicted model, not a curated record. The transcript has a single exon. NCBI's taxonomy places the organism in Eukaryota, Metazoa, Arthropoda, Insecta, Lepidoptera, Nymphalidae. Bases 246 to 4082 code for a protein of 1278 amino acids. Gene Ontology annotation, molecular function: protein binding. Gene Ontology annotation, biological process: signal transduction.